Myxocyprinus asiaticus (Chinese sucker) is the source of this 6795-nucleotide messenger RNA. RefSeq names its product deoxyribodipyrimidine photo-lyase. The transcript has 9 exons. Gene Ontology annotation, biological process: entrainment of circadian clock by photoperiod; circadian regulation of gene expression. Gene Ontology annotation, molecular function: DNA binding; FAD binding. The record is from RefSeq and is a predicted model, not a curated record. Gene Ontology annotation, cellular component: cytoplasm; nucleus. The coding region runs from base 102 to 2540 and encodes 812 amino acids. Lineage: Eukaryota; Metazoa; Chordata; Actinopteri; Cypriniformes; Catostomidae.
CUUUCGCGCUGCUACAUUGUAUCUUUUAUCUUCGUGGUUACUAAUGAUACAUACAUCGUGCAUGUUUAUCGCGUUUAAAGUGACAGUUUUAGUCAAAGUGAAUGUCUAUAGUCAGAGAUAUGAAGCACAUCUCUCAGGUCCGUGAGCUGUUGAGAGAGCUGAUUUUGGGCCGUGAGGAUCCGGACGGUUUUUUCGGGCUCUGUUUGUCUCUGCUGGGGGACACAGACACCAGAACACUCUUUCUGGAUGUAAUCAAACCCCUUUUACCCGGACACGAGCAUCUACACAGUCAACUGACAACAGUCUUUCUGGAGUAUUUCUCAAAGGAUGAAGAAGAUGAAUUAGAGUUGGCCUUAACACUCUCUCUCCAUGAAACCAAACAAGAGGUCAAACUGCAUGGUUCAGAUCGCCAACCUUACUUGCCUUCCAAAAGCUAUGCCAGACUGGCUUCAGGAUGUUCAGGUGUUGUUCAAGCUGAAGUCAGAGGACUGGAGACACAUCGUAUCACAAAAUGGACCCCAGACACUGAAGUACAUCAAACCAUAUGUGACAUUAAAAAGGAGCAGAACCAAUCAAGAAAUUCAACAAGAUCACAAAGGCGUCGACAACGCAAGAAGCAGCAUUUGUUGAAAAACCUGUCUGGCCCACAACCUGUUCUGCUGUGGUUUCGAAGAGACCUCCGCAUGUGGGACAACCCUGCUCUGAUUGGCUGCCUGGAGCUUGGUGCACCAAUCAUACCAGUCUUCCUGUGGAAUGCAGUGGAGGAGGAGGGUCCAGGGGUUACUGUCGCGGCAGGUGGGGCAUCUAAAUACUGGCUGCACCAGGCACUAGUGAGUCUGAAUCUCUCUCUUGAGCAGCGUGGAAGCCACUUGGUGAUGCAGAAAGCAGAGCCCUCAUCCUUGGCUGCCCUACAGGGAUUAAUAUCAGAGACAGGGGCGAGAUCGGUUGUGGCGACAGCCCUGUAUGAGCCAUGGUUGAAGGAAAGAGAUGAUAGUGUAUGGAAGACACUGGAGAAACAAGAAAUUAAGUGCCACAUUUACCACUCCUACUGCCUGAGAGACCCCUACAUGGUCACCACGAAGGGUGUUGGACUGCGAGGUAUUGGUUCUGUCUCUCACUUUAUGAGCUGUUGCCAGCAGAACCCUGGCAGUGGAUUGGGCACUCCACUAGAUGCCCCCAGUGUCCUGCCUGCUCCAUCAACAUGGCCACAGGGAUGCCCUCUUGUUGAUCUGGAGCUGGCACGCAUGCCACGCAGGAAAGAUGGCACUGAGAUUGACUGGGCUGCGAACAUUUGGAAAUCAUGGGACUUCAGUGAGGAAGGAGCUCAGGCCCGUCUUGAGGCUUUCCUGCGAAAUGGUGUGUACCGGUAUGAGAAAGAGUCAAGUCGUGCAGAUGAUCCCAACACCAGCUCUCUGUCUCCGUAUCUUCACUUUGGGCAGCUGAGUGCACGCUGGUUAUUAUGGGAUGCCCGUGGAGCUCGAUGCAGACCUCCCAAGUUCCAGCGUAAAUUGGCAUGGAGGGAUCUGGCGUACUGGCAGCUGUGCCUUUUCCCGGACCUGCCCUGGGAGUCAGUCAGACCCCCAUACAAGGCUCUGCGCUGGAGUUCAGACCGUGCUUAUCUGAAGGCAUGGCAGCGUGGACGCACAGGUUACCCACUGGUGGAUGCAGCAAUGAGACAGCUGUGGCUAACUGGCUGGAUGAACAACUACAUGAGACAUGUGGUGGCCUCCUUCCUUAUUGCCUAUCUACAUAUUCCCUGGCAGGAAGGAUACCGCUGGUUUCAGGACACACUGGUAGAUGCUGAUGUUGCCAUAGAUGCAAUGAUGUGGCAGAAUGGAGGGAUGUGUGGACUGGACCAUUGGAACUUUGUCAUGCAUCCCGUUGAUGCGGCGCUGACCUGUGACCCCUAUGGCGCUUAUGUGAGACAGUGGUGUUCUGAACUGUCGGCACUUCCUGAUGACCUCAUCCAUAAGCCCUGGAAGUGUCCCGCUUCACUUCUGCGCAGGGCAGGUGUGGUUUUAGGAGGUAACUACCCAGAGCGGAUCAUUGUUGACCUUGAGAAGCAGCGUGCACAGUCUCUGCAGGAUGUUGCAUCAGUAAGGCGCCGUUUCAGGGAGUUUGUUGACCAGCGAUCAGGCUGUGACCUGGUUCCUCUGCCUACCAGGCUGGUCCAGGAAGCUCUGGGCAGUGUGGAGGAUGUUGUGAGGCGUGAAGGAACCGGGUUCCUCCUUCCAGUCAUCACACGCAUGGAGUUUAAAUGCCAGUCUGAGGAUCCAGACGUCCAAGACAACCCGUACAGCGCUGUGCUUAAAGGCUACGUCAGUCGCAAACGUGACGAUACCAUUGCCUUCCUAAAUGAACGAGACUUCACAGCCAGUGUGAUGUGCGAGAGUGCACAGCGUAGAGAGAGGCUAGAGAGGGACUGUUGUCUCCUCGAAGGUCUACCGCGACCCACAGCCCCACGUGGAAGGGCAAGGCGGACCCCAACCAGAGACCCUUACAGCAAAGUGCCCGGAGGUGUCGCCAUUCCUCGAAAAUAACAGAUUAACUGACAUGUCAAUGCCUAGAACUCAGCCAAUGAGUGCAUUUACAGGCACACCAAUAUGCUGAUAACUGCCAAAAAUCAGCGAUGUCUCAAAUUGUGUGAUGUUGAGAAGUGUGCUAUUACUUUUCUAAGCUGUCUGACUUUAUUUUCGCCUGGUGGGUGAAAAAAUCCCAUAGACUUACGCUGAAGGAGGGACCCCAGCCUUAUUUUUGUAAUUAAUAUUUUUUAUUGAUUCAAAGAGAAAGCACAACAGAGAAAAACACAACAUAUACACACCAAAUCAACAUUUAACUUUUAACACUCAUUAACAUCCCUCCCCAAACACCAACCCCACCCUACCCCAAAGAACACCCCUAUGGUCACAUAAAAUAACACACACACACAAACAAUAAAAUAAAAAAAUAAAAAUAAAUAAAAUAUAUAAUAAAAAUACAUAAUUAAACUAAACACUCUCCCUUCCCCUAGAGUCCUCCAAAACUGCCAAAUACCUACCCCACUUCCUGAAAAAUAAGUCCUCCCGCCCCAGCCUUCUAUCUAUCAUCCUCUCAUAAGCCACCACCCUCCCCAUCUCCGCACACCACUCCGGAAAUGGUGGCGCUCCAUCUGACUUCCAUCCCCUUAAAAUAACUUGUCUACCGAUCAUCACGCCAGUCAGAACCCAAUUUUUUAUAUAUUUGUCGCCCGAAUUUAUAACUUCCCCAUCGCCCAAAAUGCAAAGUCUGAGGCAAAGCAAAACCCAAGUGCCCAGAACGUCAUGCAAACAAUUCUGAAUCUUUAACCAAAAAUAUUGGAUCUUAACGCAUCCCCAAAAAACAUGGGCUAUGUCUCCAACUUCUGAUUGGCAUUGCCAGCGUGUGGGUGUUUCUUUAAGACCAAGCCUAUAUAAUCUAGAGGGGGUCCAAUAAAAUCUUUGUAAAAUCUUAAAUUGCGUAAGGCGAACCCUUGCAUCUCGACAUUUUUCAGAAUCUUAGUCCACACUCCAUCCUCCAAUACCAAAUUCAAAUCUUUCUCCCAUAAUUUCUUAAUAGAAGUUAAAGCUCCAUCCCCCAGACUUUGAAUUAACAGGGAGUAGUACACUGAUGCCUCAUGACCUUUUCCAAAAGCCGCAAUCACCUCUCCCAAAGCAUCUGCCUCCUCAGGGGGUUGUGUGCUACUCCCAAAAAUAGUACAAAGCAGGUGGCACAAUUGUAAAUACCUAUAAAACUGAGGACUGGGGAUCCCAAAAUGUUGGACCAAGUUUUCAAACAAUCUCAACACUCCACUUUCAUAUAGGUGUAAGCAACUGAGUGUAGCAACCCCCCUCACAAUCCACUCUGGCCAACAGAAAGUGGACUUCCCAAUACAUAGUCUUGGGUUCUGCCAUAUGCUCGAGGCAACAUUUAAAUAAGUGUCCAAUUUAAACAAUCUGGACACUUUAGUUCAUACCGAGUGUAAAUGCAAAAUAACGGGAUGUAACUUAACUUUUCCAAUUAGUUUGAUAGAGAUGCUUUGUAAUGGCGAAAUAGGGGCAAGAACUGCCUGUUCAAUAACAAACCAGGGAGGGGCUCUCUCAGGUGGAAGUGACCAAUGAGCCAAAUGUCUGAGACUGAACGCAUAGUAAUAAAACAAAAUCUUGAGUAGGCCUAACCCUCCUUUGUCUAUCGGCCUAUGUAACUUAUUAAAAUGCAAUCUGGGACGUUUACCAUUCCAAAUGAAGGACUUCGCUAUGCUAUCGAAUUGCUUGAAAUAAGAGAGGGGGACAUCUACAGGUAGGGACUGUAGCAGGUAGUUAAAUUUUGGAAUACAAUUCAUUUUAAUAACAUUAACCUUUCCAAUCAUCGAUUAAUGUAAUGAAGCCCACCUGCCCACAUCGCUCGAAAAUCUUUUUAUUAAAGGGUCAAAAUUGACACUAACUAAAUCACACAAAUUUGCUGGGAAUAAAAUCCCCAAAUACUUAAUGCCCUGUUUGGGCCAUUGGAAGGCGCCCGGCUGGAAAGCCGUUACUGGACAGUACACUGUCAGAGCCAAAGCUUCAGAUUUAGACCAAUUAACUCUGUAUCCUGAGAACUUGGAAAAGGAAUGAAUAAUUCUGUGGAGGCAAGGCAUAGAUCUAGUAAAUUCAGAGACAAAUAAUAAAAUAUCAUCUGCGUAAAGCAGAAGCUUAUGCGGCACACCUCCCGCCACCACCCCUGGAAAAUCCUCCUUUCUUAUCGCGGCUGCUAAUGGUUCCAGGGCAAGACAGAACAAUAAAGGGGAAAGAGGGCAGCCCUGCCGAGUUCCCCUAUCCAGAGUAAAAUAAUCUGAAAUUAAUCCAUUUGUUUGUAUCGCUGCUACAGGGUGUUUAUAAAGUAACUUAAUCCAACCAAUAAAUGUACUCCCAAACCCAUACAUUUCCAAAAUCUUAAAAAGAUAAUCCCAUUCUACCAUAUCAAACGCCUUUUCGGCGUCAAGUGAGAUGGCAGCAACCGGAGACUGAUCAUUCGCCACUGACCACAUAAUAUUGAUGAGACGCCUGAUGUUAUCAGAAGAGCUACGGCCUCGAAUAAACCCCACCUGAUCUAUAUGUAUAAGAGAUGUCGUAACUUUACUUAAUCGGUUAGCCAAAAUUUUGGACAAUAUUUUUACAUCUAGUUGGAUCAGGGAAAUUGGACGGUAACUUUUACACUCACUUGGAUCUUUGUCCUUUUUAAGAAUCAGACUGAUCCGGGCUUGUGUCAUGGUUGGAGGAAGCUUUCCAUUCUUUAAUGAUUCAGUAUAGACUUCUAACAAAAGUGGAGCCAGUUCUGUAGCAUAGGAUCUAUAAAAUUCAGUGGCAAAACCAUCUGGCCAAUAAGUGUCCAAUUUAAACAAUCUGGACACUUUAGUCCAUACCGAGUGUAAAUGCGAAAUAACGGGAUGUCCCUACCUACCUUGCCAGUAGGUAGGGACUUAAUUAUCUCGUUAAGCUCCUCUAAGGUUAUCUCAGAAUCAAGAGAGUUUUUUUGCUCAAUCGUCAGUUUAGGAAGUUCUAAUGGUUCCACAAAGUUUCUAAUAUCUUCAUCAAUAGAUGAAGACAUGGAACUAUAAAGAUCUAUAUAGAACUCUUUAAAGGCAUUAUUAAUAUCAAUGGCUGAAGUAAAAAGUAAAAAUCCACGGAGGUGAUUUGGAUCUGACAAUGUAAAAAUUAUUAAUUUCAUGUAUUUAUAAACAACGCUAUAAAAAAGUACUUUAAGUACUCAUGGGUCAAUUUGACCCGGUUCUUAUAAAGACUUAUUUAAAUGGUAGACAGUUCAAAAUGUUGCAAGUGCAAUCAUACUCAUAAUUGCACGCAAACACACACACACACACACAAACACACUAACAUAUGUUGUCACAAUAUUAUUAGAAAAAUACACUGCCUGGCCAAAAAAAAAAAAAAAGUUGCAUACUCUAAUAUUCCGUUGGACCACCUUUAGCUUUGAUUACAGCGCACAUUCAUCGAGGCAUCCUUUCGACAACCUUAUGCAAUGUCACAUUUAUUUCCAUACAGUUGCAUUAAUUUUUGGUUAAAUUAAUUAAUUCUUGUAUUGAUGACGGGAGAGUCGAACCACUCCGUAAAGUCUUCUCCAGCACAUCCCAAAGACUUUCAAUGGGGUUAAGGUCAGGACUCUGUGGUGACCAAUUCAUGUGUGAAAAUGAUUCCUCAUGCUCCCUGAACCACUCUUUCACAAUAUGAGCCCGAUGAAUCUUGCAUUGUCAAUGCCAUCAGGGAAGAAAAAAUCCAUUGAUGGGAUAACCUGUCAUUCAGUACAUUCAGGUAGUCAGCUAACUUCAUUUUACUGUCGCAUAACAUUGCUGAGCCUAGACCUAACCAAAUGAAGCAACUCCAGAUCAUAACACUGCCUUUUUUUUUGGCCAGGCAGUGUAUAAAAACAAUGGAAGUUAAUGGAAAUAAAUGUGUGUAUGUGUGUGUGGUUCAAGCAAGACCUGACCCACACCCACACAAACAUAAAUACAUACUGUACAUACAUAUUUUUAAAUGUAAAUUUGGAGCAUUUGCUGUAUAUAAACUUAGUACAUUUUACAUUUGUGAAUUACUGAAAGGUUAGUCGAUGAUAAAAGUUGUUGGGGUGAAAAUGUCACUUAUUAACUGUGAUUUAAUAAGCUGGGUCAAUUUGACCCACUAAUUGCAACAGUGGUACUUGACUACCAAGACCAAGGAAAAGUCAAAUUGAUUUAAGGUUAAUUUGCAGAGUUGCAGUGUUCUUGUGUUUUGAAAUUAUUGCUAAUUAAAGAAACCCUUUUAAAGCAGG